CAGGUCGCCAUUUAUAAACACUGCAGUGUUGCCACAUUAUAACCCCUCCCCACUUCUGUCCUAAAUUGAAUAUUUGUUCUUAUGUAAUAUACAUAUAUAGUUUGUUAUAAAGUUAAGGGGGAACUAAAGGAGUUACACUCUUACACUUAAAAAUUAGAAGGUGGUUGACUAAAAAUAACGACAGUGCCUCAUUUUUUGUAUAAUAUUUAAAAUGGAUAGUGCAAUCAGUAACUUUAGAAAUUAUUUAAAAAUACGGUCGGUCCAUCCUGAACCAGAUUACGAUGGUUGCGUUAAUUUCUUGAAAAAAAUAGCUGAAGGAUACGGAUUUCAGACCUCUGUCUUUCAUCUUGAUGACCAGCGACCUGUUUUGAUAAUAACUAUAGAGGGUUCACAACCACAGCUUCCUUCCAUUCUUCUUAAUUCACAUAUGGACGUCGUUCCUGUUUUUGAAGAGAAAUGGAUACAUGACCCUUUCGCAGCUGUGAUGGACAGUAAUGGAGAUAUUUAUGCAAGAGGUGCACAGGAUAUGAAAUGCGUCACUAUAGCAGAACUGGAGGCUUUGAAAAAUAUAAAAGCUUCUGGCGUGAGGAUGAAAAGAACAAUUCACAUGACUAUACUUCCAGAUGAAGAAAUUGGGAGUGAACUCGGCAUGGCGAAGUUCGUUCACACGGAAACAUUCAAAAAUCUAAAUGUGGGUUUCGAUAUUGAUGAGGGCAGCAUCAUGGACAAUGAAGAAUUCAUUAUUUUCAACAACGAAAGAUGCAAGUGGUCGAUUCGUAUCCAUUGUCCAGGACAAUCCGGCCAUGGGUCACUCCUCCUGGAUAACACUGCGGGAGAGAAGGCUCGAAUAGUAAUUGACCAUUUUAUGGAUCUUCGGAGUAAGGAGGCUGUGAAGCUGAAGGAACACACAUUUUGCCUAGGAGACAUCACAACAAUAAAUUUAACUUCAUUGCAGGGUGGAGUUGAAGAUAACGUAUUGCCACCAGAAAUAGUUGUGGGAUUUGAUUUGAGGAUAGCUGCAGAUGUCGACCAUAAAAAGAUUGAAAAUUGGAUUAAUGAUGUAUGCAAAAAAGCAGGCGAUGGUGUAUAUCCUGAGUUCACCCAGAAGGACCCUCAAGUCCCAGUUACACAUCUGGAAGGAAAUAUAUAUUGGCAAGCGAUGGACACCACUUUUAAAAAUCUUGGGAUGAAGUGGAAAAGAUUAAAUUGCUUUGCUGCAUCAGACGCAAGAUUCGUGAGAGGGGUUGGUAUACCAGCUAUAGGUUUCUCACCGUUCAACAACUCCAGCGUAAGAUUACAUGACCAUAACGAAUACUUAAACAAGGAUAUUUUUCUCAAAGGGAUUUCAAUUUAUGAAAGACUUAUUCCUAAUGUAGCUAAUGUAUAAAUAGAUUCUGUAACUUUAUUCAAAUAUUAUAAGUAAUCUUUGGUAAAAUAAACGUCCUUUGUUAUUUUCCUUAUUUAUCUUCCAAGUCUACAAAUAUUUAACCUGAA
Messenger RNA from Nezara viridula (southern green stink bug), 1494 nucleotides. NCBI's taxonomy places the organism in Eukaryota, Metazoa, Arthropoda, Insecta, Hemiptera, Pentatomidae. The record is from the annotation of a GenBank genome assembly.